AUGGCAAAGACGACCCCAGAAAAACCGAAAUUGUCCAAGCCGAGAGUGUAAGUUGCGCUCCGUGGCGAAGAGCGCCAGUUUCAAAUUCUUGGCGCGUUUUUGAAAAUUUGUGUUUUUUUUUUGGUGUUUUCUGUGUUUUUUUGUUCUUUCGGAUUAUUAGGCCUUUUCAGAACAGUUAUAUCCUUCUCAGUACCUUAUUGAUGCAUUUAGAGGUGUUUUCUUUCAUUUUGAAAACUUUUUCCUUUCAAAAUUCCAUUUUUAUUACUCAAUAUCAUUUGAGGAUUGCUUUUCACAGAGAUUUAUUGUUAUAAAAGUGAUUCUUGGGUUCUUUAUUAUUCAGGAAAUGUAUCAGAAUAACUAAAACUUCAUGAAAUAUCUUCAAUUUUCAAAAAAAUCGUCAUUUUCCAGAAAAAAAAGACCAAAUUUAUAAUGCUGCCGAAUUUUGGAUUUAUUUAGUGUUUGAAAAAGUUCCUCGUAGUGUUUUUUUAUUUUAUUUUUUUCUAUUAUAAGAUUUUUCUCUCCCAAGUUUUAUUUUUUUCAGCUUUCAACUCUGAGAAAGAUAUUUGCAUUUUUUCAAGGUUUUCUUCAAAUUUUCCAAAAUUCAGCUCUUAUUUCUGCUUUUAAGUCGCCUAUUUUUGAUAAUUCUUUGUCUUCUUUUAAUUUAAUAUUCAAUUUUUUCGUGUAAAGUUCCUUUUCAAAAGAAAAACGUUCAAAAAUCUUUAAAGAUAGUUUUUUUUGACUUUGCUCGCGAGGUUACGUUUUUUCGUUAUUUUAAAUAUUUCACGGUUGAUUUUCCUUUUGCAAAUGGGAAAUAUAUAUAUUAGUAAGCUAUAGAAAAUAAAAUAUAUUGAUAAGGUUCUUAUUUUCAUUAAAAUAAAGCGGAUUUCAGCCGAAUGGCUCCCAUCCGCCAGGAGCUUUCCAAAGAAGAACGCGUAAAACGAGUGGCAGCGGCUAGACAAGCAUAUAGGUCAGUUUCCGCGGCGAAAUCUCGAAUUUUAUCAAGAUUUUCAGUAAAAUCAGUCGGGCGACGAAAGCGAGUUCCAGAGUGGCCGCGAAAAAAGCUGAAACUUCUGCGCUUUUGAGCCAGAAAAAUGAAGAGUUGGUUUUUUUUUUUGAGGCAUUCUAGAUAAUUUUUCUCGUUUGUUUAGAUGUGUUUCUUGAAAAAGGUAACCAGAAUUGAAAAAAGUGAAAAAAUUUGAUGAGAAUAGGCCAAAAAUCAAAAAAAUCGCAUUUUUGGAAAGGGAAAAAGUAAAUUUACGCUUUUUUUUGGAACUUUCUCUCCUUUUUGGAGGUAUAGGUGAUUCACGGCACUCUUUCUGCGCUCUCCACUAACCAAGCACUCUCUUUCAUUUUCGUGCCAAGACUCAUUUUUCGAUGGCUCAAGCCAGCUAGCUUCAGGACCUUUUUGAUAGCUGAUUCACGGCCAGCUUGGGACGCUAAGGGCGGUGUCCUGUCUGCGCUCUCCACUAACCAAGCACUCUCUAUUUUAUUUUCGUGACAAGACCCAUUUUCCGAUGGCUCAAGCCAGCCAGCUUCAGGAUCUCUUUCAUAGCUGAUUCACGGUCAGCUUGGGACGCUAAGGGCGGUGUCCUGUCUGCGCUCUCCACUAACCAAGCACUCUCUAUUUUAUUUUCGUGACAAGACCCAUUUUCCGAUGGCUCAAGCCAGCCAGCUUCAGGAUCUCUUUCAUAGCUGAUUCACGGUCAGCUUGGGACGCUAAGGGCGGUGUCCUGUCUGCGCUCUCCACUAACCAAGCACUCUCUAUUUUAUUUUCAUGACAAGACCCAUUUUCCGAUGGCUCAAGCCAGCCAGCUUCAGGACCUUUUUGAUAGCUGAUUCACGGCCAGCUUGGGACGCUAAGGGCGGUGUCCUGUCGGCGCUCUCCACUAACCAAGCACUCUCUAUUUUAUUUUCGUGUCAAGACCCAUUUUUCGAUGGCUCAAGUCAGCCAGCUUCAGGAUCUCUUUCAGAAAAAAACCCUUGCCCUUUAAAUGAACAUAAUCUCCAUUUUUGGUGUACUAACCCCUUUUUGAAGACCGGCCAAGGUACGGGAAGAACCGGAGUUCGUGCCGGACCCAGCCGCCUUGAAACUGAUCAAAUCCGACGUCCCGAUCACUCGGGCGGCCCUCAACUUGGGAAAAUCGAUCUCGGCCAGACCUUCCAUCAUAGGCCGCCCUUCCGUCGUUGGCAGGCGUCUUCCGGACCGCCCACCGAGGAGCUCUUUCGCUGUGAGACCUGGUUUUCUUGUUUAAAGGCGCAUGGUCAUUUAAAAUUUUUCGAAUAAAUGCAUUUUUUUUUUCUUUUUCAAGUCUUUUGGGAAGUGAAAUAUGACCUUUGAGCUGUUAAAAUCAGAUUUACUUCGUGUUUUUUGAAAAAAUUGCAAUUUUCCCUUCGCGCCAUAGGAUUUCUUUACAUAAAGGAGGUUACUAUAAAAUAAUUUACCAAAAAUUUUUUUAAGCCAUUUUUUUCAAAAUUUUUCAAAAAUUUUUUUCGUCGUAAUACUAUAACUAGAAAAAAAUAUCACUAGAAAUGUAAAAAAAUUCAUUCAGAAUAUGAAAAAAAGCAACUAUUUGAUCUGAGAAUACAAAAUUUAAAUUUCGCGCCAAAAAAAAGGGUUUUCCAAAAGUUACCGUAAUCCAUUUAAAACCGAUUUCAAAAUUUUAUCCCAAUCGAGUCAGAAAUUCAUUUUGCAGCAAAGUUGCUCUACUGAUAAAAUCGUCAUUUUUUGCUCCUAGAAAAUUCACCGCCAUGGAAACUUAUGUAUUUUCGAACAUUGGCCACGAAAUUGCGGAAAAUUGGUAUACAGUAAUCCUUAGCGAAGUAAAAAUUGUGUUUUUUUCAAAAAACGCGAUGAAAAUCUGAUUUUAAUGGUUCAAAAUUCAUAUUUUACUGAUCAAGUCACUUGGAAAAUUUCUUCCUGAUGAAAAUUUUAUUAUUUUCAAAGUUUCAGCGGGCUUCGAUGGCAGGCCCACGGCCCAGCGUCCUCCCGUUGGGCAUAAAUUUGUUCGAGGCAAAUGACGCGGAUCGGCUCAGGGUAAUAUAUCAAUCAAUAAAUCGAUAUGAUUUUUUUUUUCACAAUUUUUUCAAUUCCUAGUGUUCUCUGAUGUACUGAAAAAAGUACUGAAAUUUGGAAAAAAGUUAUUUUUUUUUUUUUUUGCUUGUUCUAGUAAACAUAGUGAAAAGACCCUAUAGGGGAUCUAAAAAUGCUCCUUUUAGGGCUAAAAUUGAGGUGGUCCUUAUAGGGGCUUAGAAUCGGACUCUUUUCCUCUGAAAUUUCCUAAAAUUUUCCCUAAAGGCACCCCUAACUUAAAUCUUUUUUUCAAUCUUUAGUGGUCCUUUUAGGGGCGAAGAGGAGGGGGUGAAGUGGCCCCUAGAGUGGCAACUUUGAAGGAAAAUUUUGAAAUGCUUCUCCUCAUAGAGUUCAGAAAAUGGAUCGAUUAGCAUGUCCCCUGUAGGGGCCACUUUUGCAAGCUUCAGUGGCCCCUAUAGGGGGAGAUAAAGUGCUCCCUUGAGGGGAACCUUCAAGGGCUCCUAAGGUUAAUAAUAAUAUUUAUUUACAGGCAGAACAUAAAAAAAUGUACAAGAAUGAUUUUGAAAAGAAAAAAAUUUGCCCCUAUAGGGAUACCUUAAAGAAAUUAGAUGAGCUUUUGGCACCAAAAAAAGUAUUUUUUCAACGUUUUUUUCGAAUUUUUCGUACAUCGUUCCACUAUAGAACCAACAAAAGUCGAUACUUUUUGAUCAUUUUGAAAUUUGAAGGCCCGCGAGUUCAUCGUGAGCAAUUUGGCCCCGGGCCGGAAAACCUCGACGACGGAGGAACAGGCCUCGACUUCGUUGACCGUCGGCAAUCCGCUGACGCCAAGUCGAGCCACUGGCGGACUUUUUUCUGGGGUAUUUUUUGAUUUUUAGCUAUCUGAAGAGCUCAAAUGUCCUCUUGAAUAUUAUUUUUUGAAAAACGAGCUUUUUGAAGAGUUUUCAUGAAUCUUGUUCGUUUUUUUUUUCCAAAAUUUUCCUUUUUUGUCAUUUUUGAAAAGGUCCAUGAAACAGGCUUCACGAAAAUUUGGCGAAAACCUCUUUUCAGAAAAUUUUUUUGGCAAAAAAUUGACUUUUUCCAAUUUUUAAUGCUCGAUAGUCAUAGGGGUUUUUUCACUUUUUUUUCAAGAGUUUUAGUGGUCACUUUAGGGUUUUUGACGUUCUAGUGGUCACUAUAGUAGUCGAAUUAGAGGCGAAAAAUCAGGGGCCUCUUAAGAAGUCUGACUGGUGCUAUUAGACUACUUAACACUACUAUAGUGGCCACUAAGAGGAUUCUAUUGAGUGACCACUUGAGUGUCCUCUCCAAGCAGCCCUUGAGGAACCUCUUAAGUGGCCAAUAGAAGUUUUCCGAAGUUCUUUGAUAAAAAUCCGAAUCGAAAAAAAAGUUAGAAGUUGUACUAUAGAUUAUUUUUUAGUUCAGGGAUCGUUCUCUUGGAAAAUUUCUGGUGGCCACUUUAGGGUUUAGGCCUUCUAGGGAUCACCAUAGUAGUUGAAAUAGUGGCCACUUGAGUGGUUGAAAUUUAGUGGCCUCUUUAGAAAUCUGUCUGGUGCUACUGGGCCACAAAAAACUAUAGUGGCCACCAAGAAGCUUCUAUUGAAUGUCCUCUCCGAGGAGUCCUUGAGGAACCUCUUAAGUGGUCACUAGAAUUUUUCAAAGUUAAAAUUUGUAGUUUAAAUUUAAAAAAUGGUUUUUCCGCUUAAAAACUGUCCAAAAAGGGUUUUUUUAGCAAGUUUUUUUUUUCUCUUUUGUAUGUUUUUAUAGCAAUAUUGUGUGGCUUUUUGAACACUAAGUUUUGUAUUUCCUCAUUUUUUUCAAUUUUCCUUGAUUUUCAUCAGUUUUGAGACUUUCUAUCGGCGGCAUUGUGUAGGAAAACACAUCAAAAACGAAAAAAUCCAUUAUUUUGCUGCCUUUUUUCAACUUCGAAAUGGUUUAGUUGGCCUCGAGCCGCCGAAAAAAGACGAUCCGAUUCCAAGACAGCGUGAUAAUGGAGCAGCGAGAGUCUGUGGACAUUGAGGAGGUUGCAGAGAUAUUAUAAAUAUCGACUUUUUUUAUAUUCAGUUGGGCGACGUGAAGGCGUUACACUUGAAAUUUUGCAACGAGCUCGAAAGAGAAUCCCUGGGACUCGCCUCGAGAGAAGGUUGAGCGAUUUUAUCGAUUUUAAUGAUUUAUUGAUUGAUUUAUCGAUUUAUUGAUUGAUUUAUUCGUCGAUUUAUUGAUUGUUUUAUCGAUUGAUUGAUUUAUCGAUUUAUUGAUUGAUUUAUUGAUUUAUUGAUUGAUUUAUCGAUUUAUUGAUUGAUUUAUCGAUUUAUUGAUUGAUUUAUCGAUUGAUUGAUUCGUCGAUUUAUUGAUUGUUUUAUCGAUUGAUUGAUUUAUCGAUUUAUUGAUUGAUUUAUUGAUUUAUUGAUUUAUUGAUUGAUUUAUCGAUUUAUUGAUUGAUUUAUCGAUUUGUUGAUUGAUUUAUCGAUUGAUUGAUUCGUCGAUUUAUUGAUUGAUUUAUCGAUUUAUUGAUUGAUUUAUCGAUUGAUUGAUUCGUCGAUUUAUUGAUUGAUUGAUUUUUCCAGCAACCCCAAAAAGAUUCAAAUCGGCCACCGAACCCGAAAUCGUCCCCCGCUCGAUUCUAUCCAAAAAAGGAAAUUCAAAGGUUCAGAAAGAAAAAAAAUCGAUAAUUUAAUUUAUUGAUUUUUUCAGCAGAAUUUGGUUUUCCCGGAAGACGAGAACCUCCCGCCGGCUGGCGAUCAGAAAGCCGCUCUUCAAUUUGAGGAUGUUUUCAGGUAUUUUCAGGGGAAAACGCGCAAGUCGUUUUAAGGUCGGGCGCACUUUCAGAGUGACCUCCUUUUAUCGAUUUUCGACUGAUAAAAUUUUUGUAUGGAGUCAAAUAUUUCUGGUCGCAUGUAGAAUGGCUCAGAGCGCUGCGGUCGGGAUGUUUUAAUGCAAAAAGGCGCAAGUCGCUUUACGGUCGGGCGCACUUUCGAAGUGAUCGUUUUUCUCUUGAUUUUCGGCUCAUUAAAGUUAUAUAUCGAUUUGAAAGCUCUUAGAAUGGCUCAGAGCGCUACCGCCGAGAGCUUUUGAAUGCGAAAGGGCAGAAGUCGCUUCAAGGUCGUUCGCAAUUUUAGAUUGACCGAUCUUCCUUUGAUUUUUGGCUUUAAAAAUUGUGGUAUCGAUUUGAAGAUUCGUGGUCGCAUGUAGAAUGACUAAAAGCGCUGCUAAGACUUUUCCAUGCAAAAGUGCGGAACUCGCUUUAAAGUCGGGCGCACUUUCAAUGUGACCGUUUUUCUCUUGAUUUUCGGCUCAUAUAAAAGUGGUAUCGACUUGAAAAGCCCUAGAACGGCUACUAAGGCUUUAUAAUGUUAAAGUGCGUAACUCACUCACGGUCGGGCGCCCUUUCGAAGUGACCGCUUGGCAGGCGAGCCAUUCCCAGUGCGGUCAGGGAAAAAAUACUUGAAGGAGAUUUUUUUGAUUGUCUUUUUCUGCAUGUUUCCUUUUCCAAGAGUUGAAAAUCUUCUGCUUGCUUUCCCAUUCUCACCAUCAUUCAAUUUGAAAAAGCUCAAGGAAUGAAAUUUUUGGGCGAAAAAAUGAUUUGUACCCGACUAAAAACGUACAUUCCCCCUUGUUUUUUUGGGUUUUAUUAAUUCCCAGAGAUUUCUUUUGAUUUUUUUAUAGGAGGAAAAAUUUGAAAAAUUUGAAUUUUCUGACAACAAGUGUUACUCAUGGCAGAUUGAGAGAGCUUCAUGGAUUUUUUUUUUGCUUUUCGAAAAAAAUUAGGAAUUUCAUACAUGGGCUAACCCACAAAGUUAUUAAUGAUUUUAAGCUCAAAAGCUGUGAAUUUUCGAAAAUUAUUUUCUUGGGAGAAUUUUCUUAAAAUGUUCCGAAAGGCUCAAAGUUCGGUGAGCACAUGUAAUCCAUCCAUUGGAAGCAUUUUAAAUAGAAAUCAGAUCGAUUCAUAACUUUUGGAGUUUUUUAUGACGCGAUUUCUACGGUUUCCCGCGGAUUUAUCGACCGCUCGGAGCGAGGAUAAGAGAUAUUCGAUCAAUAUACCACUCAAUAUAAUCGAAAAAGCUCAAUAAAUAUCAUGGAGAUGUUUCCAGCUGCUUAAAAAAAGCCAACUGAAUGCAUAGGGGGUACGAAAGUGAUACAUUUCCCUCGAUUUUUGAAUUAUUCUCUGUAAUAAACCUUAUAAUGUUACAGCUACGUGAUGGCGAUGAAAGCCGACGAGGGAAACGCGGAAAAAAUCGAGGCGAUGGCCUUCCAUCUCAAUUCUUUGUCGAAUAAAAGGUCCUACUAGCUUUGUAUUUUCUUCCUUGUUUUUUUUUUUCGAAAUUGUGACCAUAAAUGGGCAGACCAUUUUUAAAGACCGUCGACCCUCUCAAAUUAUUUGAAUUCAAGUAAAUACUACCUCCCCGAGGCUAGAACUUGUACUAUUAAGGUUGAAACUUUUUUUUUUCAUUUCCCUGGUUUUUCAAAAUUUUUGCAAGCCGGUUCCUCCUCUUCCUUGCUUGCCCAUCUAUGCUGAAGAUCCUAGUAGCUUUCUUUUUUUCAGUUUGAUGAUCUUUUUCAGCCUAAAAAGCCCCAACUUUGAGUGGAAUUUCUGAAAAUCGGGCAGGAAAAUGAGAACUUGGAGGCUUUUUCAGUUCUAAGUCUAGCCAGAGAAAUUUUUGUCUUUAAUUUUUUUUUCUCAAUUUCGAUCCCCAUGCAUGUAGUUCUAUGUAUUCUUUGAUCUCAACCAGUUAUUUUUGAAUUUUUUUUUCCUUUUUUUUUGGUCAAGUUGGCGAAAAAAUUACUCCGUAUAGAGUAGAAAACUGGAAUUUUUCCUUUUCAAACAAUUUUUGUUAGAAACUUGAAUUUUCAGCUCAUUUGUAAUCUAAAUUUGUACUUUUUAAGUUUCUUUUUUUUUCUUUCUUCUUCUAGAGAUUUGUCGUUUCAGAAGAGGAUGAAUAGAUAAAACGAAGUGAAAAUAGAGAAUCUAAAAGAUUCUUCCUAGUUCAUUUUUGAGGUUUUUACAUGAUUUCAUGAUUUUUUUUUUCCAGUCAAAGUGCUCUGAACGAAACGAUGACGUCAGAUGAUGACGAAUUGCCGCCGAUGAGAGCCGAGAAAAAACGAAAGAGCCAAGUUCAAAUGGUUUUCAGAAAUUCGGAAGAAAAUUACUCAUUUUUUAAAUUUCCAGAAAAAGCAAGAGAGAAGAAGGUCGUUGAGGACACGUAUGAAGGCGGAGGUUAGUUUUGAAGAUUUGGGGGGCUUCUUAAGGAUUUCAUCUUAACUUUGAUUUUUUUAGAAAAAAAGAUUCGGAAAAAGCAUUACUGAAUGGCUUUAGAUGAUCCCUUAAGGGAUUUCUUAGAAAGCAGACCCCUCAAGUUGUCACUUUCCGUUAAUCCGAGAAGUUUUUUUAGUCUCCACAUGAUUUAAUGUCGAUAAACCUGAGUGGCCUGUCAGAUGAUCCCUCAAGGGGCCACUUAGAAAACAAAUCCCUAAAGUUAUCACUUUCUAUUAAUCCGAAGUAGUUUCCAUAUGAUUUGAAGUCGAUAAACCUGAGUAAGUGGCAUUUUAGAUGACCCCUCAAAGGGCCACUCAGAGAGGAACCCUUUUAAGUUAUCACUUCCUGUUGAGCCGGCAAAAAGUUUCUUCAACGUCAAUAGAAACUUGAUAAAAUUUAGGUGGCCUUUCAGAUGAUCCCUCAAGGGGCCGCUCAAAAAGCAGACCCCUUAAGUGGCCUCUUUCUCCUUUUUUUUCCUAUCAAGUAUCGGUUCUUCAAGCUCAAAGUCAUAUACCAAUUGGAAAUUACCCUCAGAAAGACCCUCGAAAUCCCUUAAGUGGCCACUUCAAAUAGGGCUUAUUUGAUUUCAAAUUUAUCUCUUAAGUGAUCACUCAGCUGACGAACAGAAAAUUCCUUAAGGGAAAAACGAGACAUUUGGCGUCAAGUAUGUUGUUUGCGUACCAAACGCUUCAAUUGACGAGAAUUUUUUUGAUUUUUUUUUUUUAAUUUUUAAUUUCAGGACCGUUUCUCGCGCUCUUUGUUCCAGCCUUGA
Molecule: messenger RNA, 9051 nt
Organism: Caenorhabditis auriculariae
Lineage: Eukaryota; Metazoa; Nematoda; Chromadorea; Rhabditida; Rhabditidae
Source: the annotation of a GenBank genome assembly